AUCCCUCUAGACUUCUCGCCUUCUGCCGUUACCUCCCAUCUCAGCCUAAACCCAUCGAAAAUCCUGUCCCAAUUUCUUCUUCCUCAACUUCUCCCAAUUUUUGCGGUCCUCUGGCUUGCUUCAUCCUCCCCAGCUCUCAAUUUUUACGCUAAGUCAGUCUCUCUCCAUCGUCAUGCUUCUUUUGCUGAUAUCUACUUUCGGAUUUCCGGCAAAGUAUAAGCUUCACAGAAACUGACGACUCACGGUAGCAGUGGAUUAAGCACGAGAUGACUCAUACUUUAAAGCCGGCCAGAGACUUGGUGGCAUAUUGGGUUGUUCAUCUCUCGGAAAACUAGAACAAUACCUCCUCAUAUUUUGCCCACCGAAAAUCUUCAUCAUAAUCACUGAAAAUGGAAGUAGAAAUUGAGGAUCGCCGAACGCAUAAACCAUAUAAUGAAGAAACUGAUACAAAACUUGCUGCUUCUGGUGAGAUGGAACUUAACAUUGCUCCAAUUCUCAACAGGAUUGAUAGCUUCACGCAUACUGGAAAACAAUGCUCAAGGAACUCAAUAACUAAUUUCUCAGAACACAUGAUCAUGAUACACAAGGAACAUGUUGAGAAAUGGCAGGAGGAGAUCAAGGACUCGCUAUCCGAUUUUGAUCUGGACAGAUAUUCUUCUUGGAAUCUGUCAUCACCUAUCAAGGCUAUUUGCAUUUUUCACUAAGUGGAAUUGCGAUUCCCAGUCUACAUGGGGGAAAUGCCGUGUUAUGAAAAACAACGUGAUAGUUACACAACCACAGCAACAGGCAAUGCCUUUGACGAGAAUUUACAAGAAAAUCAAGAGGAGCUACAAGCCCAUGCUGGAAACAGGACUGCUUCGAAUAUAACAACAGAAGAGCCAGCUGUGGUUGACCUCAGCACAAAAAAAAAAAACAAAAAA
Eutrema salsugineum is the source of this 920-nucleotide messenger RNA. RefSeq lists its product as uncharacterized. The record is from RefSeq and is a predicted model, not a curated record. Lineage: Eukaryota; Viridiplantae; Streptophyta; Magnoliopsida; Brassicales; Brassicaceae. The transcript is spliced from 5 exons. The coding region runs from base 390 to 704 and encodes 104 amino acids.